Messenger RNA from Nelumbo nucifera (sacred lotus), 1230 nucleotides. Its product is annotated as electron transfer flavoprotein subunit beta, mitochondrial-like. Lineage: Eukaryota; Viridiplantae; Streptophyta; Magnoliopsida; Proteales; Nelumbonaceae. The record is from RefSeq and is a predicted model, not a curated record. Gene Ontology annotation, biological process: amino acid catabolic process; fatty acid beta-oxidation using acyl-CoA dehydrogenase. Gene Ontology annotation, molecular function: electron transfer activity. Gene Ontology annotation, cellular component: mitochondrion.
GUUUCAUCAUCGCUAAAGUGGCAAUCUCAUCCGAAGUUGACCAGAAUAUCAUCCGAUCCAUCUUAACCAUAUCCAAAGUUGCAAUCUUAUUCUUAUCUUACCCGAACUACUCUCCCAGUCCCAGGAACAGUCAUCCUCUUUUUCCUUUUCUGGGUUCUGCUACGGUGCUGGUGAAGAGCAGCAGAAGAACAAAGAUGAAGAUCAUGGUUGCUGUCAAGAGAGUCGUCGACUACGCCGUUAAGAUCAGAGUUAAGCCUGACAAGAGCGGUGUUGAGACGAGCAACGUGAAGAUGUCGAUGAACCCAUUCUGUGAGAUUGCUCUCGAGGAAGCUCUUCGGAUCAAGGAGGCAGGACUGGCGUCGGAGGUGAUCGCCGUCAGCAUGGGCCCCAAUCAGUGUCUCGACACCCUUAGGACUGGACUCGCUAUGGGCGCUGAUAGGGCUAUCCAUGUCGAUGCUCCGCCCACGCUCUAUCCCCUCUCCGUCGCCAAGCUCCUCAAAGCCCUUGUCGACGUCGAGAAACCUGGUCUCCUCAUCCUCGGUAAACAGGCUAUUGAUGACGAUUGCAAUCAAACGGGGCAAAUGGUUGCAGGGCUGCUCAACUGGCCACAGGGAACAUUCGCUUCAAAGGUUGUACUGGAUAAAGAGAAGCAGGUAGCAACAGUGGAAAGGGAGGUGGAUGGUGGUCUGGAGACUCUGUGUUUAGACCUACCAGCAGUAAUCACCACGGAUCUGAGACUGAACCAGCCAAGAUAUGCAACGCUCCCCAACAUAAUGAAAGCAAAAUCAAAAGUUAUAAAGAAGGUUACACCCCAGGAGCUGAAUGUGGAAAUCAAGUCUGAUUUGGAGGUAGUUCAAGUUACUGAACCCCCCAAGAGGAAAGCUGGGGUGCUGGUCUCCUCUGUGGAUGAACUCAUUGACAAGUUGAGAAACGAAGCUCAUGUUAUCUAAUCAUUAUUUUAUUCUUGUUAUACUCUGAUCUCUUUUCCUUGCUGUAUUCUUUUCCAUUUCUUCUUUCACUAAAAGGAACUAAGACUUGCAUAUAUGUAAAUCCAUAUGCAUAUCCAUAUGAUGCUUGAAGGUAUGAUACCAGAAGAACUUUGACCAAAUUUUGCUUUUAGACCAACCUAUUAGUUACCACUUUUAUGAUACCAGUUGACUGGUAUGAUGCCUUUCUGUAUAAAUGUAAAGUUGAUCCACUAAUAUCCGAACUACUAUGAUCUUCUCUUUU